GGUUUCACUUACGGUAGAACUCCUUUUCAAUUGGGAAACAAAAGCAUUAAUUCCAACAGAAUUAUUCCUUCUUAUAAAAUUCCUUUACGCCGAUUGCCCCACUCCCUCUUCUUCCUUAUAGUUCCCUGAGUUGCGAUCGGCUCUCAGAUUCUACUGACCGAAACUUCAGUUGUCAAUUGUUUGAUCCCUUUCUCUGAACUGUUUAUUUAGUCAUAUAACUAUACAACAUGGCGUCAACGGAGGGGCUGAUGCCUAUAACAAGAGCAUUUUUGGCUUCUUAUUAUGAUAAGUACCCAUUUACCCCUCUCUCUGAAGAUGUUUCUCGUCUUUCUGAUCAAAUUCAUUCCAUGGCUAAUGAUCUGCACGAGGAUUCUCCUUUGACCGAAGGAGAAAGUUCAUUAGUCCGUGAAGCAGAGAGCCCCCCUCCUCACAAAGUUGAUGAGAAUUUGUGGAAGAAUCGAGAACAGAUUGAAGAAAUACUUUUCCUAUCGGAAAGCUCCAACUGGCCACCAGUGCUCAAAUCGCAGUCAACCGCUGAAGAUGCUGAACUUGCUUCUCUUCUUGGACGGCUUGGGGAAAAAUUUCGAAAUACAUUGAAGGUUGUGGAGACUUUCCAAUCAAGGAAUUCCGAGUUUGUAUUCAACACUGGUUGGUCUUUCUGUGCUUCUUAAUUGUUGAGCUACUGCCAAUUUAUGAAUAAUAUUCAGAUCUAUCUAGAUUGUUUUCUUUUAGUCUGAUUGUUAGUUUAUGAGACAUCAUUACUCUCUAUUCCUGAUAAUUAAGUAAAAGAAUGUCGUCACCUGAGUGCUCGUUCUUGAGCCAGUAUGGGCAAAUGCUCCUUGUUUGUUCUAAAUUCAAACUCCGCUAUGUAAAGGGGAAUCAAAUGUUGGAUGAGUUGUGGUAACUACUAGGUUCCAGUAAAAUGAUAUGAUGAAAAGGUAAGAAACAUUAGGUAUAAGGGCAUUGGUGAUGGAUUAUACCUUAGGAAGCUUUAAGCAUAGGGAGUAGGGAAACAUGGGAAGCAGGGUCUAUUUUCAAGGCUAAAUAGGUGACUUGAAUGCAGUGGAGAUGGGAGGAGAAAAAAGAAAAACAUAUAGGAACCGCUUUGAGGUCCCUUAUGCAUCCACCACAAAAUUAGAAUUGCAUUACACAAUUGAAAGAAAUUAAGUUGCUUACACUUAACAACAACAACAACAGCAACUACCCCUCAGUCCCAAACAAGUUGGAGUCGGUUAUAUGAAUCUUCACUGACCACGUUACUCCAUUUAAAUUACCGCAUGUCAAUAUUGUGCAAAUAAAAAGUAUUAGAAGUUAUGUAUAUUUUCUAAAAAUAUAAAACUUUGAAAGGCUAAACCACUCAUAGAAAGCAUAAGACUUAUAGUAAAGUGCUAAUGUUUAAAACAUGUUCUUUACUAAUAUGUACCGCCUAUAUAGAUCUUUUCUUCCAUUGUGCCCUUUCUUUUGCUAAGUUGCAUGGAUCCCCAUGAUCAAACCAUAUCAACUGACCUUCCUUCAUUUUAUCCUCGAUAUGUGCUACUUGAACUUUCUCGCGGAUGUGAUUAUUUCUAAUCUUGUAUGAUCACACAUCUAUCUUAGAAUAUGCAUCUCUACGAUUUUCAUCUUGCGGAUGUGUUGAACUUUAGUGGCCCAACAUUCACUCUCAUAUAGCAUUGUUGGUUUUAUAGUUGUUCUGUAGGACUUACCUCACUUUGUUAGGCUUCCUUCUAUCGCAUAGCACUCCUAUAAUGCUUCUCCAUUUCGACCAUCCGAUUUGAUUCCAUGUGUAACAUAUUCAUUUUGUAUUUCCAUUCUCCUGGAAUAAUGAGCCUAUAUAUCUUAAUUUUUUGCAUUUAGGCACCAUAAUCCUAUCUAAUAUCACCUCAAUUUCACUUUUUGCAUGUUGACUAAACUUGCAGUGCAUAUAUUCAGUCUUACUUCUACUCUUCCUAAGACCCUUACUCUCUAGAGUGGUUUUCCAUAAUUCAAGCUUUUCGUUGAUACCCUCGCUGUUGUCAAUUAGCACAAUAUCGACCUCAAAUAUCAUACACCAAGGGACUUCAUCUUGUAUUGUGUUGGUCACGUCAUCCAUAUCAUACACCAACAGACUUCUGCUUCCAAAAUGCUCAUUGGAAGUCUCAACAUGUAGUCUGCACCUACACUCUUUUUUGUGGCCCUCACUCUCAACAAAUAAUCUAUCCUCUCAUUCUCUAUCAUUAGUCCCCCACCAAAAUGCACCGUCAUCAACAUGGUUUGCUCUGCCACCCUCCUCCUUUCUUCUCCUUAUCACCACUGUCAACCUACUCCCUUUUUCCCUGCAAACCACAUGUUAGUCGCUUCUCACUUCUCUUCCUCUCCAUGACUCUUUUCCCACCUCCAUGAUUUCAACUUCCUUAGUCACCCCACCACCAUAAUCAAAAGAGUGUUCAUGUGUGAACCCACCAUUUGGAGUUGGUUAAGAAUACUGAGACAGUUGAAUCUAAAGCUUUUGUUUGGAAGAUUCUAGCCCUUGGCAUAAUUUCUUUGCCUAUAUCCGAAUGAUCAUGAUGAUCUUAAACUCAAUUCCAAUUAUCAUAGUGUGAAGUUCUUGAUUACCACUAGACAGGAACUUGUUCAGCUUCAUAACAAGAACAUUGUUUUCGGAACAGUUCUUGAAUGUGAGUACUCAGAUUUAGAACUUUUAUCUUUUUAGUUGGCAUAUAUGCAUGUUUAGUGAAAAGGAUGCUUUGAUAUAGUGUAUGUUGUGACAAACUCAAAUGUUGCUUAAGAAAAGAGAUACGGUGUUGCAAAUCUCCAGGAUAUUAUUAGCAGAACUUGAAUUGUCAGGAUAAUGACUGAAAAAUCAAGGCUUAAAGAAUCGUGUCAGUCGCGUAAAUGUGCAGCAUUGGUCACUGGAGAGUUAGUGACACCAGAAAGAUCACUGGAGCUGAACUGUGUUUGAACGAUCAUAGAGCGAGGAGCGACGCUUGAACAAUUCCAGAAAGGAGUAAUGCAUGAAUGGUUGCUGGAGGGAGGAGUGAUCCUGAAUGAUUGUCCGAGAGUAGUGGCACCAGUUGUUGGAGACAGGGGCGAAUCUAAAGGUGUGAGUAUGGGUUCCCGGGAACCCAGUAGCUUUUGGCUAGAUCCCGUAUUUGUAUUAAGAAAAUCAU
Molecule: messenger RNA, 3146 nt
Organism: Nicotiana tabacum (common tobacco)
Lineage: Eukaryota; Viridiplantae; Streptophyta; Magnoliopsida; Solanales; Solanaceae
Source: RefSeq, a predicted model, not a curated record